This is a messenger RNA of Vespula vulgaris, 3706 nucleotides long. RefSeq names its product interaptin-like. Bases 241 to 2307 code for a protein of 688 amino acids. The record is from RefSeq and is a predicted model, not a curated record. Lineage: Eukaryota; Metazoa; Arthropoda; Insecta; Hymenoptera; Vespidae. Gene Ontology annotation, molecular function: K63-linked polyubiquitin modification-dependent protein binding. Gene Ontology annotation, biological process: regulation of canonical NF-kappaB signal transduction. Gene Ontology annotation, cellular component: cytoplasm; nucleus. The transcript is spliced from 7 exons.
AUUAGACUUGAUAAAUUCAAAUUUUAUUAAUCAUAUUUUUUAGUAAUAAUGCCAUAACUGUGAUCAUCGAUUUAAGUAUUACAUUUCUUUGAGUUAAGUUGUACGGUUAUAUAUUGUUACAUUUGUGUCAUAUCUAUUUGAAGAAAUCUUAUAUAUUGUAGGUUUUAGAGAUAUAAAGUAGUUAUUCAGACAAAUUUACAGCUUUUUGUAAUGCAGCUGGAUACAUUUAAUGAUUGAAAUAUGGAUUCACAAGAACAACAUUCAACCGAUUUCAUCAAUGUUAAUCCUAAAUCAAGUUCUAUGUCAAAAACUGAAUUUGAAAAUCUUGGUUUUAUUAUUGACAAUGGCAAGCCUAAAUUUAAAUUGGAUGAACCUAUAUCUACAAAUUUUCUUCCAAAUGUUGAAUUAACUAAGUCGGAGACUUCUCUUGAUGACAGCGAUACGUUAUCUUUUGUCAUACUGGGAAAGAAAUCAUUAGAUUCUAUACAAGCUUCGUCUUUAGCAACAUACUCAGAUAUUCAACAAAAAUGCAUGUCUAUUGAUUAUAAUUCAAUAAUAUCAUCUUUAAAUUCUUCUGAAAUACAAGAAAAGUUAACAGAAUUAUUACAAGAGAAUGUCAAAUUAAAAGAAACAUUAAAACAAAAUACUGUAGCUAUGAAACAACAAUUUAACACUUUAGUGACAUGGCAAGAGGAGGUAAUGAAUGUUCACAAACAUCACAAGCAAAAGUUUACAGAAACCAGACAAUUGAUCAAUAUUCUUAAACAAGAGAAUGCUGAAUUGAAAUUAAAACUUUGUGCUGUAAAUGCAGAUGACGCAAUAGUUGACAAUACAAAGGAAUUUAGUAAUUCUCUUGUAAAAGAAUUUGGUAAUUCGAUUCAUUUAAAUCAGCUACAGGACAAAAUAUCCUCUUUGACGGAUGAAUUACAUAACUUUAAAUCCAAUUGUGCAAAAUUAUCUGAAGAUGUUGAAAAAUAUAUCAGUCUUCCAAGCAUGACGAAUAUACAAUUGAAAGAAACAACUUGCACGACAGAAAAGCAAAAUCCUAAAACAAAAGAACUUGAAGAGCAACAUCUUGAAAUGAAUAAACUUGAAGAGCAAAAUGUUAAAAGAAAUGAACCUGAAGAGCAAAAUCCUAAAAUAAAAGAACAUGAAGAACAAAAUCUUGAAGAAAAUAAAGUUGAAAUGGGUAGUAGUACAGAGCAAGUUCAAAUUAAAGAAAUAAGUCAGCUUAAUAGUUCGCUCAAAGAUGAAAUACAGUUGCUACAUAGUUCCAUAAAUCUUAAUAUGAAACAAAUGUCAGAUCACAUAAUAUCUCCACAAAGUCAUUACUUUACACAAAGUAUAAAACAAUAUGGAGAAAUGUUACAGGAAGUAACUGAUUGUUUCAUUGCACAAAUUAGUCGGUAUUCUGCUAUACAAAAAUGUAUAAAGGAUUGUAUAAAUAUAUUAGAUGCUUGUGAAACUAUAAAAUUACCUGAACAAUGUGAAAUGGUUGAAAAAAACUGGUCAUUACAACUUGAACAACUACAAAUUUACAAAGAUAAAUUAUCUAUCUAUCAGAAAACGUUGCACGAAGAACAAUUGAAAUUAAUAAUCGAUAGACAAAAUUUUAUUAAGAUUCAGAACCAAUUUCAGAAGAUAUUUUCUGAUUAUAAUUCUAUUUUGUAUGAAUUACAAAUGAUGUCAGAAGAAAACAUUAGAUUAAAUAUAAUGAAAGAUCACAUCUCUAAGGAAAGUUCACAAAAAAUAACUGAAUUAGAGAAACAUAAAAAUGAAAAUGAACAAAAAUUUAAUGAUAUUAAAACUAUUCUAGAGCAAGAAAGAGAAACUUGGAGUGAACAAAAAAAGUUAUUUGAUAAUCUUAGAAAAAGUUUAAAUAUGGAAUACAAACGCCUGAUUGAUCAAAAAGAAAUGCUCUUUAGUUUACACGAGGAAAAAGCAUUAGUGGACAAACAAUGUCAAUUACAUAAGAGUAAUGAAGAACUUCUACAAACAGAGAAAGAAACAUUGGAACAAAAUUAUAAACAAUUAAUUGCAGAUGCAGAUGCUUUACGUAUUCAAUUAGAAGAGAAAGAAAAUGCUCUUACACAACUUACUGUAAUUAAUAAAGAACAAGAUAAAGAACUAAUGCAACAGAAAAAUGAAAUAGAGCUUUUGAAAAUACAAAUAUUGUAUUAUGAAGAAGAUUUCAAUUCUGAGAAAAGAGCUAAAGAGGAACUAUCAGUUGAAAAAAAUCAACUACAGAGAGAAUUAGAAAUUGCUUAUAGAAAAAUAGGACAUUUACAUCAUCCAGAAUUAGAAUAAAAGUCAAAUCUUGCAAGAAAAAAAAAUUUCUUUUAUAUACUAAAGAAUUGGAUAAUGUGUUAUAAAAGCAAGUAUUUUAAUUUAAUAUUACUCUAUAUCAGGUCAUAAAUCUAUUAAUUAUGCUGAUUAUAGUAUAAAUUUCAAAUUCAAAGGUUCACUUUGUUUAUGAAUUAUUAAUAAAAAUGAUAGAUUUAUGUCAUAAAUAAUACUAUUUUAGUAUUUAUAGGUCACAUGUUCUUUUUCAAGCUUUUAAUAAUUCGUACAACAUUUCUUUCUAUUUGUUUGAAAAUUAAUAAUUAAUUAGUACAAGAAAAAUUUUAAUUAUAUAUUAGUUUAUGCAGAUUAACAAUAAAAUAAAAAUUCUUUCUUUUAUCUAAUUUAUUUAAUAUCUUUCCUUAUCUAAUAUCCGCUAUAUGUGAUAAGUAAAGGAAAAUAUAUUAUCAUACAACAAAGAUAAGUUUUAUUGAUUUUGAAACUUAAUAACCUAAUAUUAUUAUAUCUUUAUUUUAUUAUUUAUUUUUUUAUACAGUAUUGAUAAGUAUACGAUUUUAUAUAAUAAAAUAAUGUAUACAAUAUAUGUAUAAUAUAAAUUAAACUAUGUGUGUGUGUGCAUGUGUAUUUAUGUGCAUGUGUGUAUGUGUAUGUAUUUAAUGGUUAUUUAAGCCUACAUAGUCAUGAGAAAUUAUUUUUUUAUUUUACCUAUUAGUCUUAUGAAAUUCUAAAUAGUGCAAAGACAAAGAAAUAUGUGUGUUUGUGUUUGUGUGUAUGUUGUGUUGUGUGUUGUGUGUGUGGAUAUGUAUGUAUGUAUGUAUGUAUAUAUAUAUAUUUAUAUAUAUAUAUUUAUAUAUAUAUAUAAAAGAAAAAUAAAGUAGUACAUUUUUUUUUACACUAUAUUAAAAAACACUAGUAAAUAUGCUGUAAACAAAAUAUCAAUGCAAACUAUAAAUUUAAGAUAUGUGAUUAUAUGUAUAUUGUUUGUGUGUAUCAUAUUUUAUUACUUGUUGUAUACUUGUAAAAUAAUAAAUGAAUCUUGAUUGAAAAUACAGAAUACAUUAUUUUAUUCUACAUAUUGUAUUUGACUGAUGUUUCUUUCAUUUUCUCUUUUUUUUCUUUCCUUCUCUCUCUCUUCCUCUCUCUCUCUCUCCUUCUUUCCCUCCCUCUCUCCCACUCCCACUCCCACUCUUUAUUAUAUAUAUGUGUGCACGCGCGAGUGCGCGUGUGUAUGUUUAUAUGAUUAAUUACACAAAGAUUUUUUUUAUAUAACAUACUUUUGCAAUGUUUACUUUCUUCAUUCUAUACAACGAAACUUUGUACGUCUUCUGCAAAUGAAUUAUUAAUGUACAUGCGGUAUCUAUUAUUUUUCUUAUCCUUGCAAUUUAAUUUAUAAAGAUCGAGUAAG